This is a messenger RNA of Komagataella phaffii GS115, 1209 nucleotides long. RefSeq lists its product as hypothetical. The transcript has a single exon. The coding region runs from base 1 to 1209 and encodes 402 amino acids. The record is from RefSeq and is a predicted model, not a curated record. Gene Ontology annotation, cellular component: plasma membrane; nucleus; cell projection. Gene Ontology annotation, molecular function: protein tyrosine phosphatase activity; protein tyrosine/serine/threonine phosphatase activity; phosphatidylinositol-3,4,5-trisphosphate 3-phosphatase activity. NCBI's taxonomy places the organism in Eukaryota, Fungi, Ascomycota, Pichiomycetes, Pichiales, Pichiaceae. Gene Ontology annotation, biological process: protein dephosphorylation; negative regulation of cell population proliferation; phosphatidylinositol 3-kinase/protein kinase B signal transduction.
AUGACACUCUGCCAUCCGAUCUGGACCAACCAUGUUGAAGGGCUUGAUAUGUCUUACAUAACCACACAAAUGGUAGUUGGAGGGGAGCCAGCUUCAUCAUUUCCUAGGACAUUGUACAGAGAUCAGGUCAAAGUAAUCCUGGAGUACUUGAUAAGCAAAGUUGGAGACAAUUUCACAUGGGUCAAUCUACAGCUGGAGCCUUCAGAUUAUGAUUUUGAUUUGAUACAAAACUUUAAGGAGGGCGCUUUCAUUCAUUUUCCUUUGGAAGAUCAUCAACCUAUCCCAAUUUCAAAACUUCUCCAGAUAAUCUACAAGAUACACGAGACCUAUCAAGAAAACGACAAUGACCAUCUUAUUUACAUUCAUUGUAAACAGGGAAAGGGAAGAUCUGGGACAGUGGCGUGUGCCUAUCUAUUGUUCAAGUAUCAGUAUCUCUCCACACCCGACGAGAUCUUCAGCAGAUUCGAACAGAUUAGAAUGGCCAGAGGGUUUCACCAGAUUUAUAGCUUUUCCCAGAAAAGAUAUCUGGAGUAUUUCUAUGAUCUGUUGAUUAGUUCUGAAAGACAGCAAUUAUUCAAUCUAUGGUAUGGUUCUGGAGUGCAGGCUCAAGUAAUUCAAAUUCAAAUCCAUGGAUUAUACUUGCCUUUUCAACAACAGGUGGAGGUAGCGCUUGACGAGCGAAACCUUCUUCAAGAAAGUGAACUCAUAGUAAAGAGAGAUACUUUGUUGAUUAACCUUAAUCAUGUUGUUGAUCAAAGUGGUGACUUAAAACUACAACUUAAGACAUCCUGCUUUGGUGUCCCUUCUAGUUUUUCAUCUCUGUCUAUUAAUGUUUUGUUUGAGACAAUGAAUAACCCUAAAAUCACUGACUGCACUGAUUCGUUUGUAAAGUUCCUCAAAAAAAACCAAAAGACAGAAAUUAUCAUUCCUGAUGAAAUUAACGCAGAGCAACAGCCAACAGCUACAAAUAUGAAGUUCUCUUCUAUGAGCCCCGUGGAGAUACAAGUCCCACAAUGCAAAUUUGAUGGCAUAAAGGGAACUAACCAAAAAGGGUUGAAAUUUUUUGAGUACAUCAGACUCGUUGUGAAAUUAGAAUCUAGCGAUACCCGUCUCUUAACCAAAUCAAUGCAGGCUGUUCAAGCAUUUAACAGUAAGCUUUUGCAUCACAUGGCUAAGUCAGAACACCAAUUUUCAGUUUUGGGGAAUUGA